GCCUGCUCGACCGGUAUAUGUGCCACCACCUCAGCUCAUACUGCCCAUGCAGCAGCAGCAGCAACAGCAGCAACAGCACAUAUCCUCACCUGUCUUCCGAACCGACAUCGCCAGCGCAGAUAUGAGUGAGGCGGCACCAUCAUCUCAGGCAUGUUCCUGUCCGAUACUCGAUCCAUGCAUUCUGGAGACAUUGGCACUUCUACAAGGCUCAUUAGGCCUACUUCGGGAACUCAGCCAACAACAACACAAUGAAGACGCCCAAUUAUCGGCACUCCUCGCUCAACCCUGCCGACUGAAAAUGACCAUCAUGGACCUUUUGCCCCUCUCCGAAGAGUGUGAAGGCACAGAGCGCGCAUUGAGCACCCUGCUGCUCCGGCGGGACACCUAUCGAUCUACGCCCGCAACCCCCGACCUGUGCUCCUAUGUGCGCUGUCGACUAGAUGACCUCUUACUGGACCCCGUAGAUGCACUGGCACCAAUGCAGCAUUGUCUCAGUGUACUCCUCAACAUCCUCGACUUCGAUACGCUCGAAUUUCGAGCCCAUUUGCGACGAAUGAAGACUCUUUCCAACGACAACGACAACACCAACGAUAUCGACCUCAUGUGUCGCGCAUACGAUCAUUUGGCCAAAUCUACACCUAAAGUCUUUCGCUCGCAGUUUGGCGAGAAGUUGAAUAUGCUCGAAGCUGCUGUGGAAGGUCUGGCGGAUCAAAUUGCGCUGGCUGAUGAUGUCGACGCUGAUAAUGAUGAUGAUUUUGAGACUUGGGCUUCUUCAUCACAUGGGGAAAUUGUCGAGACUACUGCUGUGGCUUCGACAAAACGCUUUUCUUGCACAGUUGCCAAACUCAUCACUAUUCCACGCUCGACUGCUUGCGUAUGAUGUGACCCACAUCAGUUACGGGGUGGAGCGUAUGCCGAACUGAAGUUUAUGGCGACCAAACCUACCUACUUUCCAUGGUACCUUACUUUUGACAUCAUGCAGGGCUGCCAGGCCCUACCUUACCUACUUACUUAAGGACGAGCCCUACCAGUAUUUAUCCAACUGCAUACAAGCAUACAGCAUCCCAUUGGAAAAGCGGGAGCGAAAACUGUUUAUUUGCACAACAGAAUUUGGAAGCAACAGCAACAACCAUGGCCACGAUGCGAGCGUAUCUCACGGUUUCUCGAGGCGCUCACAAGCAACAAUCCACCAGGACACUCAGAGAAUAAAACAAGGUAUCCAGGAUUCAAACUUUCAAGAGGUCUGCAUUUGACCUACCUACCUACCUACCUACCUACCUACCUUACGAAGGAGAGAGACAAGGGAAAGAAAGAACUUCAGAUAGACGAAAAGGAAUUCUUCUUCUUUUUCGCUAGAUCAAACAACCCUACCUACCAACCCACGAACCUACUAGACACCUUAUGCUGGACUAUCCCAAGGAGAGAACAAACCACCCCAUCUCGACUGACUGACGAGUCCUCGUGUCUUGCGAAGAAACUUGGUACCAGUCUCGGCCGAGUACUUCUUUUGCUUUGUGGGCAAAGAAUCUUGGGGUUGAUGUACCUACCUACCUGGGUUAGGGAAAUGGGAUGGGAUGGGAUGGGAUGGGAUGGGAUGGGAUGAGAUGGGA
Sphaerulina musiva SO2202 is the source of this 1610-nucleotide messenger RNA. RefSeq lists its product as uncharacterized. The transcript has a single exon. The record is from RefSeq and is a predicted model, not a curated record. Bases 47 to 880 code for a protein of 277 amino acids. NCBI's taxonomy places the organism in Eukaryota, Fungi, Ascomycota, Dothideomycetes, Mycosphaerellales, Mycosphaerellaceae.